UUCUAGUAGCAAGCAGCAGCCAGCCAGCCUGAUCAUUCCCCCAGCCGGGACCAUGGACCGGCUGCUGUGGGCGUUGGCGCCGGCGCUAGUCUGCGGCGGCAAGCGGGGCAAGGGCGACGACGCCGCCGCCGUCGUGGACCCGAUGGGCGCGGCGUUGGGGCAGCUGGGCGAGUGGCUGUGCCGGGCGGCGGUGCAGCCGCCGCCGCCGCCGCCGCGGCGGGUGUGCGGGACGCCUGGGGGCCCGCCCGUGACGGCGCGCCGGGUGCGGCUCAGCGACGGGCGGCACCUGGCCUACGAGGAGUCCGGCGUGCCCAGGGACACCGCGCGGUGCAGGGUCGUCUUCUCGCACGGCUUCACGGGGUCCCGGCUCGACAGCCUCCUCGCCUCGCAGGUUAGUGACCAUUCAAUCUAAGUGAAAAAAAAAUGCAGAAAGUGGCCGAGGAGCUGGGUGUGUACAUGGUGGGCUUCGACCGCGCCGGCUACGGCGAGAGCGACCCCAACCCGGCCCGCUCCGUGCGCUCCGCGGCGCUGGACAUGGAGGAGCUCGCCGACGCGCUGGGCCUCGGCGACAAGUUCUACGUCGUGGGCUUCUCCCUCCGGUGCCACGCCGUGUGGGGCGCGCUCCGGCACAUCCCGCACCGGCUGGCGGGCGCCGCGAUGCUGGCGCCCGUCGUCAGCUACUGGUGGCCCGGCUUCCCCGCCGACCUGGCUGCUGAGGCGUACGGCCGGCAGGCCCGCCGCGACCAGUGGGCGCUCCGCGUGUCCCACCACGCCCCCGGCAUCCUCCACUGGUGGAUGGACCAGCGGUGGCUGCCCACCUCCACCGUCGUCGACAACACCACGCACCUCCCCAACAAGCGCGACGCCGAGGUCCGCCGCGCGCUCGCCGCCGACGGCACACUGCAGAGGAAGCGGGAGAUGGCGACGCAGCAGGGGAUCCACGAGUCCUACUACCGGGACAUGACGGUGAUGUUCGGCAAGUGGGAGUUUGACCCCAUGGGCCUGCCGGAGCCGCCGUGCCCCUUGCACCUGUGGCAGGGCGACGAGGACGGCCUCGUCCCCGUCGUGCUGCAGCGCCAUGUCGCCGGGAAGCUCGGAUGGGUCAACUACCACGAGCUCCCCGGCACCGGAAACUUCCUCUCCGCCGUCCCCGGACUCGGGGACACCGUGCUCCGGACACUUUUCUGCUGAGCCUUCGCAAAGCCGCCGUGGCGGCAUCAACAAAGUACAGCAGAGUUGGUUGGUUGCAGCUUUAGCAGGUUAUGAAAAGUACUCAGUACAGUACAAUGAUAAGCUGGUCAUGAUACAUGGGGGACACGAGGCAGCGUGUAGAAUUUGUUCUUUCUUUCUUUCGUUCUUUUUUUUUGUAUGUAAUGAAGUUUUGCUGCCGGGAAGCCCCUGAAAAUCGGAGA
This is a messenger RNA of Setaria italica (foxtail millet), 1412 nucleotides long. RefSeq lists its product as uncharacterized. The transcript has a single exon. Lineage: Eukaryota; Viridiplantae; Streptophyta; Magnoliopsida; Poales; Poaceae. The record is from RefSeq and is a predicted model, not a curated record. The coding region runs from base 424 to 1191 and encodes 255 amino acids.